This is a messenger RNA of Ostertagia ostertagi, 438 nucleotides long. The record is from the annotation of a GenBank genome assembly. Lineage: Eukaryota; Metazoa; Nematoda; Chromadorea; Rhabditida; Trichostrongylidae.
AUGCAGAAACGCGCGCGGGCCGUCGAAUCGCAGAAGCUACGCCGCACAAUGAAGGGCCGUGGUGGCCGCAUGACAGAUCCAAUCAGAGACAGCGAAUCUGUGCUGUCUUGCCCAUGGGAAAGGAUAAUACCGCAGUCCCUCUUGGAACUCACACCAGGGUUGUGUCGAUGCAAGCCCACAACAUCGAGUGUGAAUCUCGAGAGGAGGACUGAUAGUCGACCCUAUCAACGGCAUAGAAUUGUGGCGCAGAAAAGCAUCGCCACACCAAUCAUCUAUGUCCGCCUAAUGCUACUAUGGAUCGGUGUUAUAUCGCUCGAUAUGCUGUGCGGAUUUCGCUUCGAGCUACUCUAUCCAUUUUGGCUCAUUCUACGCACCGGCUAUGAAGCCGUUCACAAAAAUCACAACGCUGUCGUCACGUUGGCGAAUCAUAACACAGCG